Messenger RNA from Lutzomyia longipalpis, 876 nucleotides. Its product is annotated as ribosomal RNA processing protein 36 homolog. The record is from RefSeq and is a predicted model, not a curated record. The transcript has 3 exons. Gene Ontology annotation, biological process: maturation of SSU-rRNA from tricistronic rRNA transcript (SSU-rRNA, 5.8S rRNA, LSU-rRNA). Lineage: Eukaryota; Metazoa; Arthropoda; Insecta; Diptera; Psychodidae. The coding region runs from base 90 to 824 and encodes 244 amino acids. Gene Ontology annotation, cellular component: 90S preribosome; nucleolus.
ACUAGUUAACCAAAACAAAUCACUGAAAAAUAAUAUUUUUCUGCAAAGUUUUUUAUAAAAUUAUCCAAAAAGCAAAAAGAUUACAAAUAAUGUCAGAUUCCGAGGAAGACAUCAAAGAUUCAUCUUCAGAUGAGGAGGCAGAGGAAACAAAAGAUGACAGUGAUCCUGAAAAGGAAGCAAUCAAAGAAGAGCUGAAAAACAUGCCUUUUGAGGAGCUAAUAAAGCUCAAGAAAAAAUUGGGAGCAAAGGUGUACAAUUCCACAGUUUUGGGCAUAAAUAAGAAGACAGAAUCCGUCAAGAAAGAUUUUAAACGUGAAAAUAAGAAUAGACCAAGAGAAAUGAGUUUCCGGAAACCCAUUGUGGAGAGGCAAAGGAAAAAGAGCGAAAUAAUUCGUCCUAGAGAUCCUCGUUUUGAUGCAAAAUGCGGGGAAUUCAGCAGGAGUGAAUUCAAAAAAAGAUUCAGUUUUGUAGAUGAAAUGAGGAUGAAAGAAAUUGCAGAGCUAAAGGAAAGUUUGAAGAAAACAGAAGAUCCUGAGGAGAAGAAAAAGAUCAAGGGAUUAAUUCAGAGACUCGAUAAUCAAGUUCGCGAGGCAUCUAAAAUGAAGGAGAAAGAGGAGAGAGACAAAUCUGAAAUUCAAAAUAUCCAAAAGGCCAGAGACGAGGGAAAGACUCCAAUUUACACCAACAAGAAGCAACAAAAGCUGAAGAAUUUGGUUGAGCAAUACAAGGAUCUCAAACAAUCUGGGAAACUGCAGAAACACAUUGAGAAACGACGAAAGAAGAAUGCUUCUCGGGACAGGAAGAAAAUGAAUCGCAUCAAAUAAAUCCGUAAUAAUUUUUAUUCUAAUUAAAUUUAAUAUGACUGACUAUACAAAA